AUAAUCAAUAUUGGAAAGUGAAGAAUUUAUAUCAGAUUAAGUGCGUUUUUAAUUUCUGUUUAUAUUAAUACAUAAUAUCACUAGCGUGACACGGCAUUUUUUUUAAAUGUCUCAUUUAAACAUACACAAAGCGUCCUGAUAAAAUUUCAAAAAACCGCCACCAUGAGCAGGUCGGUCGAUUUUGCUUUGACACUUUGUUAACGCUCGGGGCGAAUAGUAUCAUGGUAUCAGUCGUAUCAGUUUUUUUAGGAACCAGCUGUACUUCGCAAGUGUGUGAAAUAAUCGUGAUCCCUUUGACUCGGGUCAUUUACCGACAACAUUUGGAAGACGAACGAGUGACAAAUAUGAAAUAAUUGUGCGAGUAACCCACUCAGACGACAUGGCAAGUACCAUAGAAAAAAGUGUUGUCUGGCAAGUACGAGAAUACGCCAAGUACACGAGUCGUUUGAGUCUGGCUCAAAUACAAUAAACUGACAGAAUAUCAUCUAUGUUUGCCUCCCGGCUGCCAUAUUGAUUUAGUUUUGACAGCAUGUUCGAAUGCCCUACCCUGUGAUUGCGAUUUUUUUGAGGUUAAUUUGUUUAUACAGAUUUUACAGAUGUGUUUAGUGUAUUUUUAAUAUAAUUUAAUACUGAAAUAUAUCAAAUCAUGUUUAAUCAAAGUGCAGUAAAACAGGAAGUUGGCGAGACGACGUGCAAAAGAGAAAUGGAUAAUGAAGUUCUAGAGGAUACCUGUAAAAUUGAAGUUAAGGAGGAACCUAUCAGGGAAAGUGCAAAUGAUGCAUUGUAUUAUUUAGACGUUAAGAAAUGUCCUAUAAAAGCUGAAAUCAAACAAGAUGAUGGUCUGUCUUGUAAAGAUAUGAAAACUGAUGCUAGUGGCCUAUUAACAAAUCAUGAUAGAAGUGACAGUAAUUUGAACCAAUAUAUAUCUUCCACUACCAAUGUGAACAAUGGAGGACGUUUUAUAUGUAUCCUUUGCAAGAAACCAUUGUCAAGCAGUUAUAGUUUAAAACUACAUAUGAGGAUACACACUGGGGAUAAACCUUUUGCAUGUAAAAUCUGCACCAAACAGUUUUCAAGAAAGGAUUAUUUAAAAAUUCAUAUGACAGUGCAUACUGGUGAAAAACCAUUUAAAUGUGAAAUCUGCACCAAAGAGUUUUCAACGACAGGAAAUUUAAAAUUGCAUAUGAGACUGCAUACUGGUGAAAAGCCAUUUCGUUGUGAAAUUUGCACCAAACAGUUUUCAAUGAAACAUGUUUUACAGUCUCAUAUGACAGUGCAUCCUGGUGAAAAAUCAUUUACUUGUGAAAUCUGCACCAAACAGUUUUCAACGAAACCACUUUUAAAAUCGCAUAUAAGAGUGCAUACUGGUGAAAAACCAUUUGGAUGUGAAAUUUGCUCCAAACAGUUUUCAAGAAAGGGUCUGUCUUGUAAAGAUAUGAAAACUGAUAGCCGAUUAACAAAUCAUGAUGGAAGUGAAAGUAAUUUGAACCAGUAUAUAACUUCCACUACCAAUGUGAACACUAGAGGACAACGUUUUACAUGCAUCAUUUGCAAGAAGCCAUUGUCAAACAUUUAUAGUUUAGAACUACAUAUGAGGAUACACACUGAUAAAAAACCAUUUGAAUGUGAAGUUUGCACCAAACAGUUUUCAAGGAAACAAUAUUUAAAAAAGCAUAUGAGAGUGCAUACUGGUGAGAAACCAUUUACAUGUGAAAUCUGCACCAAAGAGUAUUCAACAAAACAAAUUUUAAAAUUUCAUAUGAGAGUGCAUACUGGUGAAAAACCAUUUGAAUGUGAAAUUUGCACCAAACAGUUUUCAACAAAACAACUUUUAAAAUUUCAUAUGAGAGUGCAUACUGGUGAAAAACCAUUUGAAUGUGAAAUUUGCUCAAAAGAGUUUUCAGCAAAACAAGUUUUAAAAUUUCAUAUGGGAGUGCAUACUGGUGAAAAACCAUUUGAAUGUAAAAUUUGCAGCAAACCGUUUUCAAGUAAACAUCUUUUACAAUCGCAUAUGACAGUGCAUACUCGUGAAAAACCAUUUAAGUGUGAAAUUUGCACCAAACAGUUUUCAAGGAAACAAGGUUUAAAACGGCAUAUGACAGUGCAUCCUGGAGAAAAAUCAUUUACAUGUGAAAUCUGCACCAAACAGUUUUCAACGAAACCACUUUUAAAAUCGCAUAUAAGAGUGCAUACUGGUGAAAAACCAUUUGAAUGUGAAAUUUGCACCAAACAGUUUUCAACAAAACAAGUUUUAAAAUUUCACAUGAGAGUGCAUACUGGUGAAAAACCGUUUGAAUGUGAUAUUUGUAGCAAACAGUUUUCAACGAAACAUAUUUUACAAUCGCAUAUGACAGUGCAUCUUGGUGAAAAACCAUUUGAAUGUGAAAUUUGCACCAAACAGUUUUCAACAAAACAAGUUUUAAAAUUUCAUAUGAGAGUGCAUACUGGUGAAAAACCAUUUGAAUGUAAAAUUUGCAGCAAACCGUUUUCAAGGAAACAAUUUUUACAAUCGCAUAUGACAGUGCAUACUAGUGAAAAACCAUUUAAGUGUGAAAUUUGCACCAAACAGUUUUCAAGGAAACAUGAUUUAAAAAGGCAUAUGACAGUGCAUCCUGGUGAAAAAUCAUUUACGUGUGAACUCUGCGCCAAACAGUUUUCAACGACACCACUUUUAAAAUCACAUAUAAGAGUGCAUACUAGUGAAAAAACUAUUUGAAUGUGAAAUUUGCACAAAACAAUAGUUAGCAAAGCAUAAUUUAAAAUCGCAUAUGAAAGUGCAUACUGGGGAAAAACCUUUCACAUGUAAAAUAUGGUCCAGAAAGUUUUCAUAUCACUGUAAUUUAAAAAAGCACA
Messenger RNA from Diabrotica virgifera virgifera (western corn rootworm), 2853 nucleotides. RefSeq names its product zinc finger protein 260-like. Gene Ontology annotation, cellular component: nucleus. The coding region runs from base 647 to 2716 and encodes 689 amino acids. Gene Ontology annotation, biological process: regulation of transcription by RNA polymerase II. Gene Ontology annotation, molecular function: DNA-binding transcription factor activity, RNA polymerase II-specific; RNA polymerase II cis-regulatory region sequence-specific DNA binding. The transcript has 3 exons. Lineage: Eukaryota; Metazoa; Arthropoda; Insecta; Coleoptera; Chrysomelidae. The record is from RefSeq and is a predicted model, not a curated record.